AUGACUUCGUUCUUUUCUACUGUGCGUCAAGGCUUCGGCCGUGGUAACACAAAAAGCCAGCAGAAUCUACGUGAGAAAGCAGGCUACUCACCCACUUCGAAUAAUGCACCUCCCAUGCCCGCUCUAGUCAACUCUCCCUCAAUCUCGUCAACGCAUAGUGCUGCGUCAGAUGAUGUCUACCAAGAGCAACCUAAGAAGUUUCUGAACCCGGUCUAUGCAAAAUGUUCAGUAAAGGGCAACUUCUUGACACUGGCUGCUCAGCCAAAGAAUGUCGAAUUGGGUGAAUGGCUGGCACAUCAGGGUAGAGAACACAAUCUUUGA
This is a messenger RNA of Lithohypha guttulata, 321 nucleotides long. RefSeq lists its product as uncharacterized. The record is from RefSeq and is a predicted model, not a curated record. The coding region runs from base 1 to 321 and encodes 106 amino acids. NCBI's taxonomy places the organism in Eukaryota, Fungi, Ascomycota, Eurotiomycetes, Chaetothyriales, Trichomeriaceae. The transcript has 2 exons.